CCCGGACGGGGACGAGCGGCCGCGGCGCUGGGCGAGCCCGAAAGGCGAAGCAGUGCCAUGCUGCCUUUGUGCAAAGUUGGGCGGCGGGCGGCACGCGGCGAACAGGGGUCCCGCACACCCGCGACCGCGCGCAGUCGUGGCUGCUGCUGAGUGGCGGGGACCCCCCCGCUCCCCCCAACCCUUGAAGGCGGAGAGAGCUCGCGUCUCGCUCGGCUUCAGGGUAAGUCCAGCUGUGAGCAGGGUGUUCUGUUCUUCACUUCCAGAAAGCCAGAGUUUUAUAAAUGGACACUGACAUGGACUACGAAAGACCCAACGUUGAAACCAUCAAGUGUGUGGUCGUGGGAGACAAUGCUGUGGGGAAGACGCGCUUGAUCUGUGCCAGGGCGUGCAACACGACGCUGACGCAGUAUCAGCUGCUGGCCACCCACGUGCCUACCGUGUGGGCGAUUGACCAGUACCGAGUGUGCCAGGAGGUCCUGGAGCGUUCCCGGGACGUUGUGGAUGAAGUGAGCGUUUCUCUCAGGCUUUGGGAUACUUUUGGCGAUCAUCACAAAGACAGGCGUUUUGCAUAUGGCAGGUCUGAUGUUGUGGUCCUCUGUUUUUCGAUCGCUAAUCCCAAUUCCCUAAAUCAUGUGAAAACCAUGUGGUAUCAAGAAAUCAAGCACUUUUGCCCCCGCACACCUGUUGUUCUGGUUGGCUGCCAGCUAGACCUCCGCUAUGCUGAUCUUGAAGCUGUUAAUCGAGCCAGACGCCCUUUAGCGAGGCCCAUAAAGAGAGGGGAUAUUCUGCCCCCCGAAAAAGGCCGAGAGGUUGCGAAGGAACUCGGCAUACCGUACUAUGAGACAAGCGUCUUUGACCAGUUCGGCAUCAAGGACGUGUUUGACAAUGCAAUCCGAGCAGCGCUGAUUUCUCGUAGACACCUGCAGUUCUGGAAAUCCCACCUAAAGAAAGUUCAGAAACCUUUACUUCAGGCACCAUUCCUACCUCCAAAAGCCCCUCCACCAGUCAUCAAAGUUCCAGAAUGUCCCUCCAUGGGGACGAGCGAAGCUGCCUGUUUACUGGACAAUCCCCUGUGUGCCGACGUCCUGUUUGUCCUUCAGGACCAGGAGCACAUCUUUGCACAUCGAAUUUACCUCGCUACCUCCUCUUCCAAAUUUUAUGAUCUUUUUUUAAUGGAAUGUGAAGAAACCCCAAAUGGGAGUGAAGGAGCUGGUGAGAAAGAGAAGCAGAACAGGGAUUUCCAGGGGCAGGCGUGGAGCCUUGACCCAGAUGAGGAGAGGGGGGAAGGCCCCCCAAGGACCCCUCAGACCAAUCAGUGGAAGUCCUCGAGCCAAAACCUGUCCCAGCAGGAGGGUCCGGGGCUGGAAGCCGAGAGCUCGAUUCCAGAGAUGCAGACUUUGUCAGGCUGGAGCAAGGGGUUCGUGGGCAUGCACAAGGAGAUGCAAGUCAAUCCCGUUUCAAAGCGGGUGGGCCCCGUCACCGUGGUCAGGAUGGACUCCUCCGUCCAGCCAGGCCCUUUCCGGACCCUGCUCCAGUUCCUGUACACAGGACAACUGAAUGAAAAGGAGAAGGACUUGGUGGGCCUGGCCCAGAUUGCAGAGGUUCUGGAGAUGUUUGACUUGAGGAUGAUGGUGGAAAACAUCAUGAACAAGGAAGCCUUCAUGAACCAGGAGAUUACAAAAGCUUUUCAUGUCAGGAAGGCCAAUCGGAUAAAAGAGUGUCUCAGCAAAGGGACAUUCUCAGAUGUGAUGUUUAGGUUGGAUGAUGGAGCCAUCAGCGCCCACAAACCGUUGCUGAUCUGUAGCUGCAGGUGGAUGGCCGCCAUGUUUGGGGGCUCGUUUGUGGAAAGCGCCAACAGUGAGGUAUAUCUCCCGAACAUAAACAAGAUGUCAAUGCAAGCGGUAUUGGAUUAUCUUUAUACCAAGCAGUUGUCACCUAACUUGGACCUGGACCCACUGGAAUUAAUUGCCUUGGCAAACAGAUUUUGCCUACCACACUUGGUUGCACUUGCAGAGCAGUAUGCUGUCCAGGAGCUGACCAAGGCCGCGAUGAGUGGCGUGGGCAUUGACGGGGAAGUGCUCUCGUAUUUGGAAUUGGCCCAGUUCCACAAUGCCCACCAGUUGGCCGCCUGGUGUUUGCACCACAUCUGCACCAACUACAACAGCGUGUGUUCCAAGUUCCGCAAGGAGAUCAAAUCGAAAUCCGCAGACAACCAGGAAUAUUUUGAGCGGCACCGCUGGCCCCCCGUGUGGUAUCUGAAGGAAGAAGACCACUACCAGCGUGUGAAAAGGGAACGCGAGAAGGAAGAUAUUGCACUAAAUAAACAUCACUCAAGACGAAAGUGGUGCUUCUGGAAUUCAUCUCCAGCAGUUGCCUGAGGGGGAAGAGACAAAAAUCAGUCAUCUGACACACCACUUUUAAAAGCACUACUGUAAAAUUAGUCUUAUUAUUAGAGAUAAGUCGUAGUUCAGGUUUCAGGCACUGAUCUUCCUCCACUGUUGUGCAUUUAUCUUUGUCGGGAUCAAAGCACAAGCUCCCCAUCCAUGAGCCUGGACAAAAAAGGGAAGUCAAUGCUCACUGCAUUCCUUAAACUUAUAUGUAUAUUUUUUGUUAGAAGGCUUAAUAAACUUUAGUCCGUUA
Messenger RNA from Callorhinus ursinus (northern fur seal), 2640 nucleotides. It is a transcript of the gene RHOBTB1, whose product is annotated as Rho related BTB domain containing 1. Gene Ontology annotation, biological process: small GTPase-mediated signal transduction. The record is from RefSeq and is a predicted model, not a curated record. Lineage: Eukaryota; Metazoa; Chordata; Mammalia; Carnivora; Otariidae. Gene Ontology annotation, molecular function: GTPase activity; GTP binding; protein binding.